CGGAGCGGGGCGCGCGCCCGGCCAGAGAGCGAGCGCGCAGCUGCGGCGACAGCGGCGACCCCACCGCGCAUCCGGCGAGGCGACCCCACCGCGCAUCCUCCCGCGCCCCCCGCGCCCCCGCGCCGCGGUCUUCGCGCCCCAGCCUCUCGGCCCGCCAGGCCCCCCUGCCGGCCGCCCGCCGGGCCACGCGCCUGCCCGCCCGCCGCCCAGGACCGGCCCGCGCCCCGCAGGCCGCCCGCCGCCCGCGCCGCCAUGGGAGUGGAGGGCUGCACCAAGUGCAUCAAGUACCUGCUCUUCGUCUUCAACUUCGUCUUCUGGCUGGCUGGAGGCGUGAUCCUGGGUGUGGCCCUGUGGCUCCGGCAUGACCCGCAGACCACCAACCUCCUGUAUCUGGAGCUGGGAGACAAGCCUGCGCCCAACACCUUCUACGUAGGCAUCUACAUCCUCAUUGCUGUGGGCGCCGUGAUGAUGUUCGUUGGCUUCCUGGGCUGCUAUGGAGCCAUCCAGGAGUCCCAGUGCCUGUUGGGGACGUUCUUCACCUGUCUGGUCAUCCUGUUUGCCUGUGAGGUGGCCGCUGGCAUCUGGGGUUUUGUCAACAAAGACCAGAUCGCCAAGGAUGUGAAGCAGUUCUACGACCAGGCCCUGCAACAGGCCGUGGUGGACAAUAACACCAACAACGCCAAGGCCGUGGUGAAGACCUUCCACGAGACGCUCAACUGCUGUGGCUCCAGCACGCUCUCCACCAUGAGCACCUUGAUAUUCAAGAACAAUCUGUGUCCCUCGGGCAGCAAUAUCAUCACCAACCUCUUCAAGGAGGACUGCCACCAGAAGAUCGACGAGCUCUUCUCCGGGAAGCUGUACCUCAUCGGCAUCGCGGCCAUCGUGGUCGCCGUGAUCAUGAUCUUCGAGAUGAUCCUGAGCAUGGUGCUGUGCUGUGGCAUCCGGAACAGCUCCGUGUACUGAGGCCCCGCCGCUCUGGCCGCAGGGACCCCUGCUGCGCCCCCCACCCCCACGAGCGACCCGGACGCUUUGAGGGGGCCGUCACCGCCUGUGUAUAUAACGUUUCCGGUAUUACUCUGCUACACGUAGCCUUUUUAUUUUCGAGGUUUUUUGUUCUGAACUCUCCUGUUACCUUUUCAGGGCUGACGUCACAUGUAGGUGGCGUGUGUGAGUGGAGACGGGGCCUGGGCCUUUGGGACUGCAGGGAAGGGGUCCCAGGAAGCUCUGCCUGCUCAGCCGGGCCUCUCCCGGGAGCCACUCGAGCAGAGACUCAGCUUGGCCAACUUGGGGGGCUGUGUCUGCCCAGCUCGCCCGUCCUGUGGGCUGCACAGCUCAAGCCUUUUUAAUCCUUGAUCCCUCUGCCCUGGUCGAGAGCCGAGUCUGUGGGCACUCUCUCUGCCUUCAUGCACCUGCCCUUUCUAACGUGUCACCUUCAACUGUAAUCACGACAUCCUGAAUCCAUCAUUUAAUAAAGAAGGAACAUCAGGCAUGCUA
This is a messenger RNA of Saimiri boliviensis boliviensis (Bolivian squirrel monkey), 1494 nucleotides long. RefSeq names its product CD81 molecule (gene CD81). The record is from RefSeq and is a predicted model, not a curated record. Gene Ontology annotation, cellular component: plasma membrane. NCBI's taxonomy places the organism in Eukaryota, Metazoa, Chordata, Mammalia, Primates, Cebidae.